UAUCACCCGGACAUUACCUUAUGUCAAUCAGCCUCGGACUUGUCGCUGGUCGAUCUUGUAUCGACAACUUCCAUUGAGGCAAACGCUUCAACAAAGCGGGCAUUUCAGCAAAUAGCGAUUUGCUGUCUUGUGCGCUUGCAACAGUUGUCUUGUGGGCCGGAUAUCCUAGAGAUCCAAACCAUCAAGCUCAACUACCCCCGCAUUUGGUUGUGCUGGAGUCGUGUCGCACUGGAGUAGAGGCGUCGAAAACUCCCGAGACCGCUUCUUAAUUUCGUCUCUCUUGACGAAGUUCCACUAGCAAGUUGAUUCUCAAAAGCUAUAACGUCUUCCCGUCAUGGACACUCUGUUGACCGCCGAGUCGGCGGUCCAUUCACCGCGAUAUCGACGUAAGUCGAGUACGUUCGUCGACGCUAUCCAUGAUCUCCCGGAGAGAGGUGAAAUGGCGCCGGCACAGCUUUACAGCACCGAAUCUGGUCGCUUGUUUCAUGCCGGUCGCAUCGCUAUAGCCACUGUGGGCUUGCCAGCUCGCGGCAAGACUCACAUUUCCGUUGCACUGGCUCGAUAUCUGCGAUGGCUUGGGGUGAAGACGCGGAUAUUUCACCUAGGUGAUUAUCGAAGGACCAUCAUCGGCCAUGGAAAAGACGUCCCGGACGAUUAUUUCUUUGUCAAUGCCUCGGCAUCUUCGGUCCUCCUUCGCCAAAAGAUUUUGAAGAAAUGUAGAGAAGACAUCUAUCACUUUUUGAACCACGAAAACGGUCAGAUCGCCAUCUACGAUGCAGUUAACCCCUUGUCGGCCGGACGCAAAUCUCUGGCGAAAGAAUUUGCCAAACACGACAUCAAGUGUCUGUUUAUCGAAUCGAGUUGCGACGACCAAAGAAUCAUCGAAGAAAACGUUCGGAGCGUCAAGAUUUCAUCGCCCGACUAUAUUGGCUGGUCAGAAGCUGAUGCAGUUAAGCACUACCUCAGCCGGAUGUCAGCCAAGAUUCCUCACUUUGAAACAAUGGAAGAGCCGGAACUUGAUUGGAUCAAGAUGAUUAAUGCAGGAGAUAGGAUCGUGGUCAACAAUACAAGUUUCGGCUAUCUCUCUCAUCGAAUUGUCUUCUAUCUAAUGAAUCUACACAUCAAGGCUAGACACACCUACUUUGCUCGCGCAGGUACCACCCUGGAGGAGGAAUCCUUCAAGGCUGACGCCGGGCUCUCGCCACAAGGGAAAGAUUACGCCAAAAAGAUGAUGGAGACUCUUCUCAAACAUCGAGAAGAAGAAAGAAAAGCAAUUGAGUUGAAAGGCGGUCGGGAGACCCCGUUGAAACCACUCAUUGUGUGGACUUCGACUAGAAGGAGAACCGUCGAAACCUCUGCCUUUUUCGCGGCCAAGAAUUUCAAAGUCCGACAACGAUCUCAAAUGAGUCAGCUGAACCCGGGGGUCUGCGAGAAGAAGUCUGAGCGUAGAAUUCGUCGUGAUUACCCGGACGAGGUUCUCAAGCAUGACCUCGACCCGUAUCAUCACAGGUUUCCCAGGGCCGAGUCUUAUCAUGAUGUCGCCGUUCGACUAGAACCCAUCAUUCUGGAACUGGAGAGAGAGCAGAAUGAUUUGCUCAUCAUUGCACAUGAGAGUGUCCUUCGUGUCUUGUACGGCUACCUGAUGGCCUGCAACGCAGCUGAUAUUCCAUUCCUCUCAUUUCCUCGAAAUGAGAUCAUUGAGAUCAUCCCGGCAAGCUACAACAAUGAAGCUAAGCGGAUCCCGAUCCCAGAUCUUCCUCCAGAGAUCGUUCCCGCUUCGCCAGAAGGCAUCAAGGCACCUGCUCCGCCUAGCGGAUUUGUAACACCGGUCCCAGGGUUAGGGAGUGGUCUUGCCAGUCCUCGCAGUGGCCGGGCGACACCUCGCAGUGAUCCUGGUACGCCGGAUCCGCGAUCUUCAGGGUACAAGACACCUGAAGAUUCCGAGGACUUGACCUUGAGAAUGCACGACGUCGUAUGAACAGCCAUGCAAUCUUGUGACCAAUUUAUCAAUCGCGGUCCCGGCCUCAACAAACAUUUAAGCAAUCCACAUUGAAAACCACCAUAUCAGAUGCCGAUGGUCGAUCCUGCACCGGAAAGGAUCGUAGGGUCUUCAGCCUCCAUGCAGUGUAGAAACGAACAGGACGUUGUCGUUGUCGGUCAACUCAUAUUUGUCUUCACCUUCGAGUUCCCAGUCGGAGUCAUUGAUCAACACUAGGAUCCCAGGCCGACUGCGGGUUUGAUGAAUGUGGUUAGCUUUGGAGCGAUGACUGGCAUGAUCAAAUGACGUACACUGCGCCAUCCAAGAUGAAGAGCUCUUUUCUUGGGUCUUUGAUUAGAUUGUCACAGAUGUAGUUGACCAGAUAGCCGACUGUAGGCGACUUGCCGUUGUCCGCAUCAGCAGAUAAAGUGAU
Exophiala mesophila is the source of this 2411-nucleotide messenger RNA. RefSeq lists its product as uncharacterized. Bases 335 to 1978 code for a protein of 547 amino acids. Lineage: Eukaryota; Fungi; Ascomycota; Eurotiomycetes; Chaetothyriales; Herpotrichiellaceae. Gene Ontology annotation, molecular function: ATP binding; 6-phosphofructo-2-kinase activity; fructose-2,6-bisphosphate 2-phosphatase activity. The record is from RefSeq and is a predicted model, not a curated record. The transcript is spliced from 3 exons. Gene Ontology annotation, biological process: fructose 2,6-bisphosphate metabolic process; fructose metabolic process. Gene Ontology annotation, cellular component: cytosol.